Ixodes scapularis (black-legged tick) is the source of this 232-nucleotide messenger RNA. RefSeq names its product cytoplasmic dynein 2 intermediate chain 1-like. Gene Ontology annotation, molecular function: dynein light chain binding; dynein heavy chain binding. The record is from RefSeq and is a predicted model, not a curated record. Gene Ontology annotation, biological process: intraciliary transport. Lineage: Eukaryota; Metazoa; Arthropoda; Arachnida; Ixodida; Ixodidae. Gene Ontology annotation, cellular component: cytoplasmic dynein complex.
GAGCGACAGUGACUUUAUCGAUGGUUUAAGUACGUACGACUUCGAGUGUUCGCCCGCCCAUGCGAAUCGAGUGCUUGUGGCUACGGACCUCGGGUGCGUGCUUCAUUGCGAUCUUUACGGAGGCAAGACAUCUCCGAAGAUGUACCGCUCAAGGGACGAUAACACGCAAACAGAUGCCAAAUGCCUAUCUUGUUCUCCGCACCGCAUCCCAUUUUUUCUCGUAAGUCGAUGA